Messenger RNA from Sodiomyces alkalinus F11, 941 nucleotides. RefSeq lists its product as hypothetical. The transcript has a single exon. Lineage: Eukaryota; Fungi; Ascomycota; Sordariomycetes; Glomerellales; Plectosphaerellaceae. The coding region runs from base 253 to 834 and encodes 193 amino acids. The record is from RefSeq and is a predicted model, not a curated record.
AGGACGAGAGAGAGAUAUAGAGAGAGCGAGAAAGUCGAGGUAUCGUUUGGCCACAAGCCGGAACUCUAAAUCGUGACGGAAUCUACCAACGGGUAGGGGAAAUGUUCGUUUCAAAUGCAAUGAGGAAGGAACCUGGAGAUGUGAAUCACGAGGCUCGAUCCAGGAUCAUUCAAUGACGCGACGGAUUUGUAGAAAAUUGCUUGACUGAUCAGGGUUGCUUGAUCGGUUGGAUCAACCAGUGCGAGUCGUGCGAUGAGCGAGGGCCCGUGUUGUCGUGGUAAAAAAAAAAAAAAAAUAAGAAGAAGAAGAAGAAAAAGGUUAUAUCGAAAGAAGGUUGGAAAAAAAGCCGGGGAAAAAGGCGCGAUGGUGGCGUCGAAUACGAUGUACAAAGAGAGGCAACCGGGCAAGCAAGUAGCGAGAAGCCUAAAAAAAGGAAGACGGAGACAAUUGAUCGAUAAACGUCGCGACGUGUCGGGCUCGGGCAAUCCGGUGCUGUGUCACAACGGAAGCUCUGCCAGGAACGUUUGUUCGCGUGUAGUCGGUCAAGUGAGGUCCGUCUUUUUGUUUUGCUCGCGAGUCGGGCUGGGAUGGUUGAGGCGACGCCGCGUGUUUUCCGCCGCUGGGGAGCGACUUCAGCCAGAGGGUCGGGAGGGUAGGGUGAGUUGCAGAGAAGAGAUGGAUAAAGAAAAAAAAAACCCCCCAAAUGAAGAGCUCAGAGACGAGAAGGCUUUCCCAGAGGGCAAGCUUCGAGUUGCUCCGUGUGCGCUCGGUUUCCUGUCAACGGGUGCGGCGCCCAGCAAGUGGGAAGAGGGAGUCCAGAAGUACAAGGUCUAAAAAAUGUCGAGAAAGAGAAGCGAGGGUAAGAGCGACGAGGAUUAAGGUCCGUCCCUGGGAGCAAAAUGAAGAUCCCACGGAUGACCCAAAUGGGAGACGUAUCUCGG